AUGGCUAGCACUGUUCUUGCAGUUACUGGAUCUUUUGCUGUAUGCGGUCCAUCUCUAAUUCGAUGGAACAAGUGGACGGCUCUCACGUUGGUUUUCUCAAGCACCAAGGGCUUCUUCGCAAAAUCCACUCUCACAGUUUACGUGAACGACGACAAGGUUUUUGAAGAGGAAUUCCGUUAUCCUCUCAUUAAAGAAGCAAGUUUAUUUGAAAAAACUCUCGCAUUGAAAUUGUCGGCGAAGUGUCUAGGAGCCAAAGCCCCAUCUGUCAAACAGCCCUCCAUUUGGUCUUCCUUCGGAAUUGGCAGCGGCAGUUCGCAAACGAAAAGACCUUCAAACUUUACAAAUAUUGGAAUUGGAGAGGAAAGACCUCUAUGGGGUCCGUUGAAUUCAUUCCGUGGACGCCUUUCCUAUGCAGUUGUCUUUAACGAGUCGGCAUCAGAAGCCUUCAUUCAAUGGCUAGUUCAAGGUGGUGAAAACACUUGUACCCUCGUGACAGACCUUAUACUUCAAAAUCCGCAGCGUCGCGUACUGUUCUACUACCAUGCAAAAGCUGUCAAUAAUGCGAGCACAAAGUGCUUUGAUUUGGCCUUAAGUGGAGCGGGUCAACCCAAGCAGUCUCCAGAAAGUGAGAGUGCCAGUGUACCUUACUUUGCUCCAGCAUUCCUGCACGGUGCUGUUCGAAUCACAUCAACCACUCUAGUGGAUUCUCUCUACCGACUUGGUGGAAUCCAGUUUCUGCUGCCGUUAUUUGAACUCGUUGGAAAUUGUCCAACCGAGCCUGAUGUGAAUGUUCAAACAAAUCCCGAUGUUCUAGAAGAUCUACUUGGGGCCUUGAAGGAAUUCCAGCAGGCAUUAAGGACUACAGAUUCUCCAGCUGACACUUCUACUGAGGUUAUAAAUCCUCCUGAUUUAAAGGUAUCUCCUCCAUUCAGUCAACAUAUAGAUAAAACACCGCAGCACACGCUUCUGGAAGGUGCCAAUGAAGUUUUGCAGUUAGCGUCAUAUUUCCUUACUAAUCCUACAAAUUUCGCGGUUUUUAACAUACCAGAAACUGGUCGUUCGUCAAGUCAGAUUAUGCAUAUGUUCAAUUUUCUCAAAACGGUCUUUAAAGCUGAUACAAGGGUGCGACAGAGCUUUCUUCAACCAUCUGUUAUUCUCGUCUUGGGUCACCUACUUAAUUCUAUCGACCCCAUGCAAUUGAAUAGCAAUGCAGUGAUAAGCUUCCACAAUAUGCUGGAUAUGUGUGCUUCUUCCGUACUGAACGAUCUUGGGACUCGAGUCGAAGCUUCUGGCGAUUCAUCCAGUCAGGUUGCUGAAGAGAGACGCGCUGCCAAGGAGACCUUCCGAGUUCGGUGGCAUUUUCUUAUCAAGCAGCUAUUUAUAGACUGGGGACUUUGGUCGCGUUGUUCACCCGUCGCCACACUUCAACAUAUCAGACGUCUACAGAAGAAAGCCAAGGCACUAAACUACAUUUAUCGAGGUCAUCUUCCUAUUGAUCAACUCCUUAUUGCAGUUGGAUUCUUCUUUGCGCAAGUUGAUCCUAAUGACUCAAGGCCUGCGAUGGAGGUGUCAUUACUUGAAGCCUCAAAUAUUCUACUAAAGUAUAUUCGACAUGGAAUCUAUUCACUUAUUCGAACUCUCUACGCUAAGACUGCCACUGCGAGUGAUUUGAAAUUGCUCUUCGCUUUCCUGGAAUCGACGGCUCAUCCUAUUGUGAUAUCGGAGGUGAUUGUUCUCAUCGCUCACGUCUUUGAUAGCACCCCUCCGGGUGAUUCUUUGUUGAAUUUGGCCUAUGAACAAAGCAUGUUAGAGAAGAUUUACUACGUUCUUCUGGCUCCAAGUGAACGGAUGCACAUGAAAGCAAAGGAAAAUGCCCUCAAAUUGCUCUGCAAGCUGGCAGCAACAGAACGCGUACCAGAAAGGAUCAAAACAAAUAUCUAUUUCACACAUUCCGGCGGAUUUCGUGGUUUCCUAGCCCAGACGGCACCCAUUCAAGAGUUGGCCUACUGCUCUGAAACUUGUCAAUUACUUUAUGAUCUGAUUGGCAGAACUUUCCGAAAGGACUAUGCUGGUCUUCUCCAAUACCUCUCAGUUUUGCGAUUGAGCCGAAUUCGUUCGCGAAUUUCUGCCAUCUCUCUCCUUUUAGACGUCUUAGAGGAUGACAAAAGCACUGCUCUUAGGGAUAUUCAAGCUAUUCCAGCUUUCUAUGAAUCUCUAAUUGAUCUCUUAAUCAAAUCAAAGAAAACGGAUACUAGAGCAAGUAUGAGCCCACGGAGCAAUGAGGUUGAUAUUUAUGAAGAAGAAACAGAUAACACCAGCCGUCUACAUUUCCCACCUUCUGUCGGUUAUCCACGACAAGGAAAUUCUUCUCAACGACUUAUUCCUCGUAGAAAACGGAGUACUCUCUCAGCAAGCUCCCUUAUUGCAUCUCCAUCGGCUGAAAUGCCCAUAUCGGCAAAUGUAGAAGCUCAUGGUUCCAGAAAACGCUUAUCCUUUGGCAGUGUCUCAUCCAAUUCUGGCUCGAGAAGUGAUAACCAACAAAACACUCCAGCAACUUUGAAUGAGAGUGAUGAGGAACCAGGAAGUGAAGAAUUGGAGGAAACUUUGGGCAAUUUGGUUGUUAAGGUGUUCAAUCGACUCCUCUGGCCUGGCUCCAGUCUCAUCCUAUCUAUGGAUCCCGCUGCAAAUCAGAUUAACGAAGCCCUCUCGAGAUACUACCAAGUCCUCGUCAGUCUCUCUGACUCCUCUACAACUUUUACAUUCAUUAAACCCUACUUCUGGUUUCUCCAACGCAUUUUCGAGGAAUUUCUCAAAUCAACUAGCAAUUGCCUUCGAUCAGAAAUCCCUACUCUCAGUAGUUAUCCCGCAAUAACACCAUUUAUUGGUAUGAUUAUUGAUGAAACUUGCAAUCGUGGAGUUUUCAUCGAAUCGGACUUCCGAACUGAGCUAUUGGAUCACUUAAACGAAUUGGUGGUGGAGCGUUUGAGAGUAUGGGAAGAGGUUAACUCUCGUUCAGAAGAAUUUGCUGCAAUGAUUCUACACUUUUAUCUCACUUGGGCUUCCAGGGGUGCUUUCCCUGACAAUGGGGCAGCUGCUCAAGCCUGCGCACUUCUUCACGAUGCCAUAUGUGUUUUCAAUCCCGAUAUAUCAUUUGAAAGGAUUAUCUUUCUGCUCUAUCGAAUCAAUGAUAUGAUUCAACGAUCCUUCAACUGUAAUUAUUCUACAUCCGAUGACAAAAACAUAAUACCAUUUGCAAGCGGCGUUGAUUUGAUGUUUCGAUCGGAUCAUGAAAAUGAUGACGCUGAUUCUAUAUGGAACUCGGAUGCAUACUUCUUCUAUUCGCCUCUUAUUAAAGCUCUGUUUGACAAGUACAAUGAUAAACUGGAAGUCAAUUACCUGGCUCCACAUUUACCCCACCAUUCGGCUAACUUUAUCACUGAAUUCCGAGCGUACUUGAUCAGUCCUUCCACAGAACAGAGCCUAAUUCGUGCAUUGGCCAAUGAGAUGCUAAUAAAAGCUCGAAAAGAACGCUUUCAUCAGAUCACACAAGCUACUCAAAAGUUGUCUGAGCUCUUUCCAGGCUUGAUUAUUGCAGAUCACACGUCAACGGACAACCCACCUUUCUUUCAACAUCGACACGAGCUCCGUAGAGGUUCAAUGGGAUCUCGUUCAUUAAAAUUUACCUUCUCUGGAUUUGAUUCAGCUUUGCAACAACCAAAUCAAUCAUGGCACUCACGGUUACCGAGUGAAGAGAUUUUUGAUAUUCAGCUGCUACAAAGAGAAAUGAAAGUGCUCUCCAGAAUCCGAAAAAAUCGAUGGCUUAAUGUGAGAUUUGAGUUUGUCAGAGGCUUCCCAACUUCUUUGUGGUAUUCGCCUUUCCCACAAGAGAUUAGAUGGCGCCUAUCGGAACUAGAAACAACUCUUCGAAUUCGAAAUAUGCUUGAACCGAAUCCAUGGUUUUCCAAGUAUGCUUCAGCAAGCGAGGAACGAGAUGGCCUUAUUUGCCAACUUUCAACUUUAGAAGGUGGCGAACAACUAAUUCAGAAUUUAACAACGGCUGAAGAAGCGGAAAGGAAGAUCUCAAUCUUUCUUCAAAAUGCUGAUCUCCUAUUUAGGGGCAGUAAAAGGCCAGUGGCGAAGUAUUCACUCGAUGCGACAAAUUGUGACAAGCAACCCACGUUGAGAAGAUUUUCUAUGGAAUCCAUUGAAUUCCAAUCGACAUUAGCUCUCGAUCAACUGGAUUCCAUUAGGCAAAGAUUACACAAAGCUUCGUUAGUUGAUAGAAAAGACGUUAGAGGAGAUUUCGUAGCCGACGAGGACUGGAAGUUGAUUAAAUUCGACGAUUCUGAGAAGUCUGAUGAUGUGAAAUCUUCAUCGAGUGUUGAUCUUUCAAGAUUAUCGAAUGAUAAUGACCAUUCGGAACAGGACAUGGAAGAAGUUUGUUCUCCUAGUGGAAUAUCCACAGAGCCGAGCGAUAAGUCAUUGCUUGUGGGUAUGAGCGAAGAAGGGGCCGAUGAAUCAAGAGAUAAGGAAGGAGAAGAAGGUAAAGGUGAUGAUGAAUCCCCAAUUCCACUUUCCUUUGAGAAACCUGCUCCAUUGGUUGGGGAAGUGAUGAGAGCUAGUUGUCAACUCAUAUCACUUGUCAGGAGUGUUCCAGGGUGGUUUGCUGUUACACCAACAUCACUGCACUUCCUGCAGAAUCAUAGCGAACCAGUGUCAUCUGAUGUUGCUGGUAACGAUAAGUUUAGAGAAAUCGAAGCUAUGAAGGACUUCUCUAUUAUAAUCAAUUUGAAUGAAAUCCGAGAGGUCCACUUGUGUCGUUAUAAUCUUCGGCGUUCAGGUUUAGAAAUAUUUCUUAUUGACCAUCGCAAUUUCCUGUUCAACUUUCCUGGCAAGCUGCGAAACAAAGUUUAUACCUGUAUAAUGAGCCAUCGAAUGCCGCAAUUGAUCUAUCGAAAGGGCCGAAGUCCAGCGGAAGUGUUUAAGCACUCCAAAUUAAUGGAGCUUAAAAAAGGCUAUAAGAGAAAUCGCCCUCGUCAGGACGAAUCACAAAGUCUUCAGUUCUUCCAGUGGAAUGCUGGAGGGAUGUCACAGGACAAAAAGAUCCCUGUCCAGAAAAUCCUACAUACCUAUGAUGUCGAAAUUUUCACAAUUAUGGAAGUUACACCCUGUANCACAAGCUGCACUCUUUUCAAUGUCUUCACCAAUGACAUAGCCGAAUCGGUACAGACAGUCACGGGCAUCAAGUGCUUACUUUAUGCAGAUGAUCUUGUUCUAUGUCUUAUUCUUGGUGCACUACUUUGGGUUCCCGGAGGUCUUUACCAGGCCAGAUUGGUGAAACCUUUGAAGAAAAACUUCUCUAUUUGGCAAAUUCGCUCACUACUUAGUUGGUACUCUCCAAAUAGAUGUCCUCUAAGUAGCUCCGAUAAACCCGAUUACGGACACCGCAAACACACAAGUCAAUCCUCACCCAAAAAUAUGCGCUGGGCGAAUAGGGAGAUUUCGAAUUUUGAGUACUUAAUGCGACUCAAUACGAUUGCUGGUCGGACGUAUAAUGACCUCAGCCAGUAUCCAGUGAUGCCGUGGAUUUUGGCCGACUAUACAUCAAAGCAACUGAAUUUUGAUGAACCAACCACUUUCCGUGACCUCUCUAAGCCUAUUGGCAUUGUUAAUCCCGAUAACGCCGUCCAUGUUCGUGAGAAGUAUGAGUCUUUUGAGGAUCCCGCUGGAGAAAUUUCCAAAUUCCACUACGGAACACAUUAUUCCAGUGCUGCAGGGGUUAUGCAUUAUCUUGUCCGAACUGAGCCCUUCACAAGUCUGCAUAUCCAAUUGCAAGGUCAAAGAUUUGACGUGGCUGACCGACAAUUCAACUCAAUUCCAACUGCCUGGUCUCUAAUUAUGUCCAGUCCCUAUGAUAACCGCGAGCUUAUACCGGAGUUCUUCUACUUCCCAGAUUUUUUGCGGAAUGAAAAUAAUUUUGAUUUGGGUCGCCCACAGUUGGGUGGAAAUCAAGUGGAUGACGUUGAAUUACCACCCUGGGCUUCCACGCCGGAAGAGUUCAUCCGAAUUCAUCGUGGAGCUCUUGAAUCGGACUAUGUCUCUGCAAAUAUCCAUAAUUGGAUUGAUCUGAUAUUCGGCACGCUGAAGUUCUAUGAUUACCUCAUUUAA
Molecule: messenger RNA, 6168 nt
Organism: Rodentolepis nana
Lineage: Eukaryota; Metazoa; Platyhelminthes; Cestoda; Cyclophyllidea; Hymenolepididae
Source: the annotation of a GenBank genome assembly